Penicillium coprophilum is the source of this 459-nucleotide messenger RNA. RefSeq lists its product as uncharacterized. The record is from RefSeq and is a predicted model, not a curated record. NCBI's taxonomy places the organism in Eukaryota, Fungi, Ascomycota, Eurotiomycetes, Eurotiales, Aspergillaceae. Bases 1 to 459 code for a protein of 152 amino acids. The transcript has 4 exons.
AUGAGUGAGCCGGCCGUAAAGGAUCAUCUAGCUUUGAUCAGUUCCACUUUGACGGAACUGUCGCAGAUUUACGUGGGUUCAAUGCCACUGCGCAACUCUAUACUGGAUGUAUUGCUCCCCCAUGCUAUCCACCAGGUCCGGGAAAUCUGGGGGGAUAUCCUCCACCUCUUGGAUGGAAUGGGAAUGGAAUGGGCCACGAACAUCAUAAUCAGCAUCUGUAUCCUCAUCCAACACGGCCACCGCCACCGCCUGGAUACCAACCUCCUUAUCCUGUGCAGCAGCCCUAUCCACCACCACCACCACCACCACCACCACCACCACCGCCGCCGCCGCCGCCGCCGCCGCCUGGAUACCCAUAUCCUUAUCCUCUACCUCCUCAUUAUCCUCAUUAUCCACAUUAUCCACAGCCACCCCAAGAGCCAAAUCGUCCAGCUCCUAAACCUGAUCCAUGCCCCGUGA